Molecule: messenger RNA, 2127 nt
Organism: Funneliformis caledonium
Lineage: Eukaryota; Fungi; Glomeromycota; Glomeromycetes; Glomerales; Glomeraceae
Source: the annotation of a GenBank genome assembly
AUGAGCACCUAUGCAGCCUUAUCGAAAAUUACGGAUAAGCGAAUAACAUACUUGGUCAAAGGUCCCGAUUCUUCCGAUAAUUUCAUCGAUGAGGAAGCCACUUCAUCUGAUGAUGAUAUUGUUUCUUCGCAUGAUGUUGAAAUUGAGAAUUCCACUAAUCAUAUUAUCAUUAAAAAUAUUUUCAUAAAAAAGUUUUUGGGAGGAAUCUUAACAAUCAAAGAUCUAAACGAGAAUUCCACCAAACAUAAACGCGAAUACCUCCGUAAGUCAAUUAAAAAUGAAAUUUAUAAAACUGAACGAAUUCCACCCGAGGAACUAUGUUUACGUUACGAAAAUAAAACAAUGCAAGAUCAUCAAACAUUAAAACAUUAUGAAAUCACAAAUGAUACAACAAUUUAUUUGACUUUGCGUGUACGUGGAGGAUCUGUUACAAUUUAUAUUCUUGAUCUGGAUCUCUUGGACCCUCAUUUCGAUUACGACUUUACAAAUAUGAAAAGUUCCGGGGAAACUUAUAUGCGUGGAAAUUUCAAGUAUAAUCGACCGUAUGGAUGGAGACGUAUCGCGUUAAAAGUUCUUAAUAAAUUUGAUGACAAUGGUUGGCUCGGGGUAAAAAAGAGGGUAACGAACUUGGAAUCUGUGGAAGGUGAAUGGAUUGUUAGCUACCAUGGUACCGCUAAUUUUAAUGCGAAUUCAAUCACAGAUGAUGGAUUUCUAUUGAACGGAAUUUAUUCUACUCCAAAUAUUGAAGUAGCCGCUUCAUAUGCUGAAGAAUUUUAUUAUGAGGGAGAGACAUAUAAAGUCGUGUUUCAAAAUCGUGUAAAACCUAAUGCCUUUAAGAUAGUAUCAGAUGGAAGUGGUUACGGAAUCGAGAUCUUGGUGAACGAUAAUUCCCCCCUUCGAGAAUAUAGCGAACCGUAUGAGACUAGUAAAAUGGAAAUUACUACGAAGCAGAGUUAUAUACAAGGCAUCAACACGGACAAACGUUACGAUAGCGAUAGGACCGUGUUCGUAGCGGUACCAAAACCGGGAAUGAAAUUCACAGUCAAGCUGUGGGCGGAUUCGGCAAAUUCCAAGAAGGCAUAUCGAAUUCAUUUAUACAUUGAUGGAAUAUGGGAUCACGCAUCUUAUACGUUAACAGAUUCACGUUCAAAUAUAAUUGAACACUUUAUUGAUGAAAAGGAUAAGAAAAAAUAUAAUUUUAUAUUCGCUCCAUCAAUGUGGACGGAUGAUGUCUCAAAGGAGGUUAAUUUUAAGGAGGAUUGUAAUCGCGGAUUCGGAAGUAUAUCGGUAGAAUUUUUUGAAGCUACGUGGUCACUAAAAGAGUAUGCAAGGCCUUCUUAUACUGUAAAGCAAGCAGUCGUAACAGAAUCUAAAAACUACACUGGUCUAUCUUAUAGUACUCGAUUUGAAGAAGCUCCAAUGGAUGGCGGUGAGAAAUUGAUAUCAAGUCACGUAAACGGGUCUUAUUAUGGAUGGAAAAGUGCCGACAAACCGUCAGCUGUUCUCACAUUACACUAUCGUCCUAAAACGUGGUUGGAAUAUAAGGGUCUUACUCCUGAUCCAUUCUAUUCAAGAAUGACCCCUGAGCCAGAAUCAGAAAUUGGUUUAGAUGAGUAUGGAAGAGAGCGGAAAAAAAUUAAUUAUGAUUCCGAAGAUGAGAUCGAAAGGGAACGUGAACGAUUAAGGAAAAAAAGUCGCGUGCACAAGUACAUCGAUUUUGACGAUGGUACAAAACGGCGUAAAGUUGUGGUUGAUGAAGGUAUGGAGAGUCAAAUUAUGGCAGAAAAAGUUGAUCUUCCUAAAUCUUCAGAUCAUUAUAAUAAAAUUCCAGAGAAUAAUACUAGACCUUCAGCAAACAAUCAUCAUAGAACUUCAGUAAAUAAUAAUAGACCAUCGGCUAACAGAUAUAAUAUUCAUAAAUCCACUGGGAAAAGUUACGUCAGAAGGUUUGAUCAAGCCGGUCCAGAUGCAUCAACGGUUAAAUUUGCAAGAUAUUUUGAAGAAGUCGUUGAAGAGACAAAAUUUAUCGAUAUUGAAGUGGACUCCAACAAUCCAAUUGAAGAAAUAAGGCAGAAUAAAAAAAUUCGAGAAGUUAUAGAAAUUCUGGAUUCUGAUGAGGAAGCAUAA